Messenger RNA from Hydractinia symbiolongicarpus, 5355 nucleotides. RefSeq lists its product as uncharacterized. Lineage: Eukaryota; Metazoa; Cnidaria; Hydrozoa; Anthoathecata; Hydractiniidae. The record is from RefSeq and is a predicted model, not a curated record. Bases 163 to 3429 code for a protein of 1088 amino acids. The transcript is spliced from 14 exons.
UAUAACCGAACGCUUGCUCAUGCGAAAUAUAGACAGCACCAGUCGAUCCGGAUUUAAUAGGAAUGUGAUUCGAAAGCGAAAGCCUAAUUUUUCGAACACAAAAAUUUAUGUUGCAGUUGCACUGGCCGCCCAGUCAAAAGAUCAGAGGAGUCAACGAUUUUGAUGAUGGAAGAAAGAAAGCUGCGAAUGCCACCUCCACACCUACAGGGUCCAUUGCUUGUAAAGGAGAACACCUUUUUUGGAAAAAAAUGGCAACACAGAUUUAUCAUGGUUCUCCCGAAUAAGUUUCAAAUAUGUGAGAAUGAAGAUGAAUGUGAUAAAAGAAAUAUUAUGAGGGAAUAUAAUAUAAACGAGCUUGAUGCGUUUGAAACAAUGAUUCCUGGUAGUUCGAAAAAGUAUGUUUUUAAGUUAAUCAAUGAUGACAUAGAAGAAUAUUAUGCUUGUGAGAAUGCUGAAGAUUUGAGAUCUUGGACAAAGAACUUAGACAUAUUAAUAUCAUAUUGGAAAAGAAAAAUGAAAAUGGUUGAAGAAGAAAAAAAUAAUAAUUAUGAUGCUCCUCAAGAAGAUAACUUAAUGCAAAUAAGUGAAAGUUUACCUCGUAGCUCCAAUUCACUAAGCAACACCUUUCAAACGGUGGUUACUUUAAUCACAAAGGAAUACAAAGUUAAAGUUACGCUGCUAAAAACUGCUGUUUAUCAUGAUCUUUUUACCGAGAUAAACAAAGAGGCUAAAUGUCCUAACUGCAACACAUGCCAAAUUCGUGAAAGGGAGGCUAGACUAGUCGUCGUUAACCCUCAUGGUCAGGUGACUUUCGUGAAGAAAGAUGAAGAGCUUUAUAAAUAUUUUAAAGCCAAAUGUCAGUUCUUCUUGAUGGAGCAGAAAAAAAUGUUACUGGUUGUAUUUUUUGAAGAUGAAAAACUUUUAGGAAUUCCUGUUGAUUACAACAUAACAACAAACAAAAUCUUACAACUACCAUCAGUCACGAAGAAAAACAAACUACUUGGACAAGUCAGUGUAGGUUUGUUUUACACAAAAGAAGGUAACGAAUCUUUAUGUGCACCCGAAGAAACUCCACUUUGUUUUUUCUAUGAUGAAUCUGGAAGACCUCAACCUAACCCUGGAAAACUGACGAUUAAGGACAAGACGUUGAGAAGGGAAACAGUGCGACCUGAUGAGAGUUUAAAACGCCAAGUUGAAGCUGCUAAGUUGCGGGCAAAAGUGAAAGAUAACGAUUUCAUCAGAAAUCAGAUAGCGCUGGACCUGCAAAAUCGUGAGAAUGGUAAAACCGUUUCGGGUUACCCGCCUGAAACCGGGGGACUUGGUAAGCGAUCGUUAUCAUUCAAUGUAGUCUGUGACAUGGUCCAUCCCGUUGAAGCCCUAAAAAUUGAAAGAAAAGAGCUGGCUGUCCGUAGCAUUAAAUUAUCGUCAGGUCAAAUUAUCCAAGUCACAGCUGACGAUGAUGAAUACCAUGAUAAUACACCGGUAUACUCUUCAUCCCUACCGGAACCCUCAAUAUACGAUCCAGAACGAAAAUUAAGAAGCAGGUCCAGUGUAUUGACAAACAGACACGAAAGAGUUUCCAAUCGUGAAUCUGUUGUUUUUGACACAUCCGACAUGGAUCCUAUGACGUGUAUGCCAAUUAUUAACUCGGACUUUAACAUACUUAAACGCAUUGAUGGUUUAUCUCUAGAUAAGAACGAGGCUGAGGAAACUAUGGCCGCCAAGACACAAGAUGAAAAAAGUCCGGAAGAUCAAGUGACUUUAGCGGGUAAGAAGGAUGAAAGUGUAGAAGACAGAGAAGCACCGACUGAUUUAAGUUAUGGUGAUUUUCCUACGAAAGAAAAUAUUAAUGUAAAAGGAUAUGCAAGCGAAGAAGAAAUUAACUAUCCCGACGAUGAGAAGAUUGACACAGGUUGUGUUGAUCAUAUUGAGGAUGAUUCUCUGGUAUCAAAAAAUCCAGAGAAUGAGUGUUCAUCUGAUAAGAUUGAUAUUUUGGUACAUCCCGCUGAUGAUAUUGUAAAAGAAGAGCCGGAUAAACGUUCUCCAUCGCAGUCACAAAUUGAUCAAAACUUAAAAGAAAACACCAGACACGUGAAAAAAAUAAAACCGGAAGAGGUUUGUAAAAUGUGUGCAAAAAUAUCUGUGGAAGAUCGACCCAUCUUUGUGAAAAGUAAACACACCAUGAAAUGGGUUGUUGACAAUGCGCAGAAAGACGUGCGUGCCCAGUACAUAUGUUUGAUUGACACCCAUCUACGUCAUCAAGAUGGCUGCUGGCAAGCCGUGGAUGAUAGCUGUCUAUCCAACGAUUUGGAAGAUUCGCUUGAUAAAGGCACGACAAAGUUUAACAUUGGAAACAGUAUAUUUUGCACGUGGGUGCCAACUGAACGAGGAAAACCUCCAAAGUGGAUCGUAAGAAAAGUCCUGCGGAAUGACCCUAUUGUUAAGCAGAAAGAACCUGUCCAAGAGCCUAUCGAAUCUAAAAGUUCAGAAGUUGAACCUGAUCCUGUAGCCAUUAUAGAGGAAUCAAUGUUAGAUGAUUCCUCUUGUGAGAAGGACUUUGAUGGUCUUGAACGACCAGCUCCCGUGUCUACUGUUGUGAUUUUGCCUUCAGUAGAAAAGAUGAAACAAAAGGUUUCGGAAAUGAAAGUCGACGUGAAAAAGAAAGCGAAAGAUUUCGUUGACACAGUGUCUCAACUUGAUUUUUCUAUGGAAAAAGAAACAGAGAAGGGGGAGGGUGAUAUUACAUCAAAUGAAAUUAUUCAAGUAAGGUUACUGUACAUCCAACCGCUAAAGGAAAGCAUCGAGAGGAUUUGCUCGCUUUUUGAUCAUGCACCCUUGACACAGCGGCAUAUGAUUGGAGACGAUUUUCAGUCGCCGGACAUGGGACGACUAAUUCGAGGCGAAUUUUGCACUAUCAUAGCCAAUUUUCUCCGAGUUGGUCUGACACAAAAAAAUGUCAUCAGCAAGUUGUUUCGACGUUCUGCGCAGGUGUCAAUGUGGAGUUUGGUAAAAGAAUUUUCCAUAUCGUUUAAACGAAUCGAGUUUGUAUCGAUUAUUAAUCAUAUCGAGUCGUCUCGGUUUCUAUAUCACGAUGAUAUGUGUUUUCGAUUUUUCUUUUGUGAAUUGUUAAACAGAAGCACUGAAGAUGGAAGCGAAAAGUUGAUAGUGACUUGGUUUAAACUUUUCCCGCUAGCCUCACAAAAAGCAGCAAAGUUUUACUUGGAAAAUUCAUUUUGGCGUAUGGAGUACAACAUGGUUUUUAACUCGCUUCUCGAAGAAAUCAUCCUCUCUUUAAAGCGUUUCCAGGGUUGCUCGUUUAAUCUUCACAUCGAUUUUGAGCAUCGAAUAUUUCAAAACAAUCAAGAAGAGAGAAGAAACGUGUUAGCACAACAGAUGACAGAAGAAGAUACUGUUUGUAUGAUGGAAUGAGACAAUUUCGAUCCCAUGACCCUUUACCUCAGGAGGUUGGGAACUUGUGAUCGUGGUAACAUUUUGUGUAGAUUAAGUGAGUUCAAUUAAUUUUAUUUGUUGAAAGAGGUUUAAUCGAGAAGAAAACGUUUUGAGCGGAUCAUACACCAAUUUACUUCCAGUAUUAAAACAAUGGUUUAAAAUAACGCAGAAGCUUUUCGGAUAUAAUUCUUCACUUCUAUGUCAUUAUAUUCAACUUUGUUUAGAAUUGGUUACCCAUUUGUGAACCAAUUUAUGCUAUCUAAAAUAUAUACCUACAAUAUAAGUCAUUCGAAUAGCGUUCACACGUUUUAUAUAUAAGAAGCCCGUUAAACAUGGAGAUGGGAUAUAAAGGGGCUUUUAGUUGCAACCCGCGAACUAUUAAAAAUAAAUAAAUUGAUAAAUUGUCACGGGGUCAAAUUUUUAAAAUUUUCAGGAAAAAUCCAUUAAACUUAAAAACACCCAGGGUUAGUUAAACCAAACAAAUGUUUCUUAUAAAAACUGUGUGUGAAUAUUUUUAAGAGCACUGUCCCAAAAAAAUAUAUUUAUAAAUAAAAUAAGAUUUAUUUUUAUAUUAAUAUUUUGUAACGACAAUUUUGAUGCUAAUUAAGAUUUUUUUGAACUUUUUUUAUGUUUUUGUUACAUGCUCAUAUUAUUUUUCUACGAUAAAUAUGUUGGCUGAUAAUUUUGUACACAUCCUACGGUGCGGAUAUUUCAUGCAAUUUGAAGAAAAUGUUUACGAUUCAAGUUUACAAUCCAAGUUUACUUUAUGCAUUUUGAAUAUUUUUAACUUUUUUGUGUAAAUGUAAUUGUGUAAUAAUCUGGUCAUGAAUAUACAUAGGCUAGUCACGUGAUAUUAGUUUGUUGUUUAAUGGCGCAAAGGAAACAGUAAAUCACAGAAAAGUCAUUUUGAAACAGUGUAUUCUUGAUUGCUUGAUGAUGAAGUUCGGAUUUGAGAACAGUUGAUAGUAAAAAUAUGUAGGAAAAAUUUCGUCUUAAAAUAGUUUCUCUUUUUAUAGUCAUCAAGGACAUUAUUAACGAGUUUCUUGUAACCCUUCAUAUGGUCUUGAUUUUAUCCACGAGAAAUUGUCUGCUAAAUCUUCACCCUAAUGUUUUAAAAAUAUUAUUGUUGAUAUUGUCUUAAGAGUGUCGUACUUUUAUUUUACUUCAACAUAUAUUAAAAAAUUUUUUUGCAAAUGUAGUUAAGACGUUUCCCUUUUAAAUCAUAUAUAUUUUUAAAAAUUAUAAAGUUUAAACGCAAAUCUCCACUAGAAGAUUUUCACCACUAUCGUCAAAUAUUUCGCGACGAUACGUACGCUGCAGCGAAAAAAACUUUUCGUCAAGUUUUAAACCAAUCAAAAAAACAGAAAAACUUUGUGGUUUAAAAAUAAUUUAAAGAUGGCAUCCGAAGAGCGCUAUCGUGUUGUGUUGUCCGAAUUAGUCCAGCAACAUCUUAGUGGAAACCAAACAAAAAGAAAAUAAAUAAAAAUCUUCUUCGAAGUAAAUACGUUAACAUCAGCCAUUUUGAAUUUAAACAAAAAAUCGUCUGAAAAUUAAUUUAAUUGCGGUAUGCUUCUUCGCUACUGUAGCUACUUCAGUUUCGUCACGAAAUUUUUGGCGAUCGUAAUAGGAAUCGUUGUGAAAGUGUUUUAGUGGAAAGUCGCCUUAAGGGAAGAUAUUUUUCUAUGUUGUAUGUUGGACACCUUGUAAAAUAUGUAAAUAAAUGAUGUUUUCCAUUGAACGGAUCACGCUUGGUAAACUCAAAACGUGAACCGGAAAAUCUUAACAUUUACCAUGGACGUGUAUUUAUUCGAUGGAUAACAGAUCUGCACUUAAUAUUGUAUAAGAUUGAUAGAAUAAAGAAGCAUCUUUUGGUAUUAAUCUUUCCAAAUAAUGUUUUAUAUCAAA